UGAGCCCGAGUGGCGAUGGGGGGAGGGGAGCCCCAGACGACCGCCCCCCGCCCCACAGCUGGGACCCGACAAUCUUUCCACAGAUGUGGCGCCACCGGAGCCCCGAGUCAUCCGGUGCUGGAGGGGUCCACCAGAGUCUUAGACUCCGGCGUUCCGGCUCUCUGCACCGCGCCCUGAGACCCCGAAGUCCAGGCUAGAGGACCCCAGAUAGCCAGGUGCCAGCGCCCCCUCCCGGAGAGCCGGGAAUCCCGGGCUUCAGCCCCGCACGACCCCGCAGGCACUGCCUUCUGCACCCGGUUAGAAGAACUCAGGACCCCAGACUGGAGAUACUUUUCCAAGGGUUCCUCGAAAUUCGAAUCCAAGACUCCCGGAGUAGCGGACCUGAGAGAUGGAUUCGUAGUGCCCCAACCAUUCAGGAGGCGAAGCGGCCACCACUUCCAGGGGCCCCAGAAAUUUGGGACGCUCGGUUUAUCCCCUGCCCUUGGAGUUAGAGAAACUCAGGAAUCCGGAGCCCCGGACCCUAGUUAGGAGACUCAGGAAUUCGGGUUCCUAGCGAACCCGCCCCCCCCCCCGCCCCGGGCUUCAGUCCAGGCUCCCAGCAUUUCCCUCCUAGAGGAUCAAGAAAUUCGGGCCGCUGCACCCCUUCUUCAAGGGACCCGGAUUCCGCUUUCCGGAGCCCGAAGUUCGCACCCCUGACUUGCAGAGACCGGGGAGUCCCGCUCCGCGCCUCCCGGGGGACCGCGUUAGGGGCGAAGCGCCUCCGGGCGGGCCCCGCUUUGGGGCUGGCGACUCCCUGGGAGACCGCUGCCUGCCACCCAGCCAUGCCCGAGGGCGCCCGUGGACUGAGCCUGUGCAAACUCAGCCCUGGGCGUGGCCGCAGAGGUCCGGCGUGUGACUGCCCCACCGUGGGUGCCACUCGGACAGCAGCCCCUGCCACAGCGGCCAUGGCCUCCCCCCGAGGUUCUGGGAGCUCCACCUCCUUGAGCACUGUGGGCUCUGAGGGGGACCCAGCCCCCGCACCCACCCCAACCUGCUCAGCCUCCAGACCAGAGCCUCUGCCUGGACCCCCCAUCCGCCUGCAUCUGUCACCCAUGGGGACCCAGGGCUCAGCAAAACCCUCGCGGUUGGAGCGAGUGGCCCGGGAGAUUGUGGAGACGGAGCGGGCCUAUGUGCGGGACCUGCGUAGCAUCGUGGAGGACUACCUGGGUCCUUUGCUGGAUGGUGGGGUCCUGGGGCUGAGCACGGAGCAGGUGGGCACACUCUUUGCCAACAUCGAAGACAUCUACCAGUUCAGCAGUGAACUCCUGGAGGACCUGGAGGGCAGCAGCGGUGCUGGGGGCAUUGCCGAGUGCUUCGUGCUGAGGAGUGAGGAGUUUGACAUCUACACGUUGUACUGCAUGAACUACCCGAGUUCCCUGGCCCUGCUCCGAGAACUGUCGCUGUCUCCGUCAGCAGCCCUGUGGCUGCAGGAUCGCCAGGCCCAGCUUCAGCACUCGCUGCCUCUGCAGAGCUUCCUGCUGAAACCUGUGCAGCGCAUCCUCAAGUACCACCUGCUGCUGCAGGAGUUGGGCAAACACUGGGCAGAGGGCCCAGGUGCGGGGGGCCGCGAGAUGGUGGAGGAGGCCAUCGUGUCCAUGACCGCGGUGGCCUGGUACAUCAAUGACAUGAAGCGCAAGCAGGAGCAUGCGGCACGCCUCCAGGAAGUGCAGCGGCGGCUCUGUGGCUGGACCGGGCCGGAGCUCAGUGCUUUCGGGGAGCUGGUGCUGGAGGGAGCGUUCCGAGGGGGCGGAGGGGGCGGCCCCCGACUUCGAGGCGGUGAGAGGCUACUCUUUCUCUUCUCCCGGAUGCUGCUGGUGGCCAAGCGCCGUGGACCGGAAUACACCUACAAGGGCCACAUCUUUUGUUGCAACCUCAGUGUGAGUGAGAACCCGCGCGACCCUCUGGGCUUCAAGGUGUCUGAUCUGACCAUUCCCAAACACAGACACCUGUUUCAGGCCAAGAACCAAGAGGAGAAGAGGAUUUGGAUCCACUGUCUGCAGCGCCUCUUCUUUGAGAACCACCCCGCUUCCAUCCCUGCCAAGGCAAAACAAGUUCUUCUUGAAAACAGCCUUCACUGUGCUCCUAAGAGCAAACCCCUCCCGGAGCCCCUGACACCCCCACUUGGGUCUCCCCGACCUCGAGAUGCUAGAAGUUUCACCCCUGGACGAAGGAACACAGCUCCAUCACCGGGACCCUCUUCCAUCCGCCGCGGCCGCAGACAAUCUGCCAAGCAGAGGCUUAAGCAUGCUGGCAGUGACGGGGAACUGUACCCGCCACUGGGUCCUCAGCCAACAGCUGCAGCUUCUGGCCCCUCCGAAGACCUGGAAGACACGGCCCCCCCCUCGCUCGACCCCUCUGGAACAUCCAUCACAGAAGAAAUCCUUGAGCUGCUGAACCAGCGAGGUCUCCGGGAUCCGGGGAGUCCCCAGCCAUCGUCUCCCCACGACCUCCCCAAGUUGCUCGGAGAGCCCCCAGCACCCGGCACAGGCGGUGCCCUCCCAUUCCAAGGCCUGCAGGAUCGAGACUCUUCAGAGGAGGAGGAGGAGGAGGAGGAGGAAGAGCUGGACGAACGGGAGCCUUCCCCACUCCAUGUCCUGGAGGGGCUGGACAGUUCAGGUGCCGCUGAAGUGCCCGACAUUCCCAGCCUCCCCGACAUUCCUGGCCUGGCUGAGAUUCCCCCAAUGCCCCGCCUUGCAGCUGACAUUCCCGAACUUUCCAGCAUUCCCGCCCAGCCCCGAGAUUCCUGGCUUCAGGACCCCCUGCAGGAGCCCGGGGAGGCACUAGCCAGCAGGGGAGACCCAUUCCCUGAAAGUGGCUCUGGAAAACGGGCCGAGCCUUCCUCGGGAGAUGGGGCCAGGUGUGAGGAAGGAGAAGAAGGGGUGUCUUUCCCCGCAUUCGAGCUCCAGGAUGGCGCCCGCGAUGAGGGAUUCCCGGAGGAGCUGGAGUUCCGUUCUUGCUCGGAAAUCCGGAGCGCCUGGCGGGCGCUGGAGCAGGGGCAGCUGGCCAGGCCUGGCUUCCCGGAGCCACUGCUGAUCCUGGAAGAUUCGGAUCUGGGGGGCAGUGGCGGGAGCGGGAAGGUGGGAGCCUCAAGCUCCCGUGUCCGGGAGCUGGCCCGGCUCUACAGCGAGCGGAUCCAGCAGAUGCAGCGGGCCGAGACCCGGGCCUCGGCCAAUGCACCGCGCCGCCGGCCUCGGGCCUUGGCGCAGCCCCAGCUCGUGCCCUGCCUGACGCCAGAGCAGGCCGAGCCAGGACCCCUGCCUGCCUUUGGACACGUGCUGGUGUGUGAGCUGGCCUUCCCGCUGGCCUGCGCUCAGGCGUCCGUGCACCUGGGUCCUGCUGUCCGCCUUCAAGCUGCUGUACCUUUGUCUAAUCUGGGAGGCUGCCAGGGGAACCCACGGCCAAGAGUUCCAAGUCGGCCUGAGCAAGACUGGGGUUGCCCACAGGCUCCAGCUGCUGUCCCCGUGCCUGAGCAAAGACAUAUGUGCGGUGCUGGCAUUCCCACUGCCACACCCUGGCCUGCGCAGAAGGGACCCCCGGAUGUCCAGGGUCCAACUGUGACAACUGUCACCGAGCAAGGAGACCACAUGGAAAUCAAGGGUCCUGCGGCUGCCUCUCCACCUGAGCACAGAGACCGAGGGGAGGCGCAGGCAUCUGGCCCCAACAGCCCCUGCUGUGCCCACGCCUGA
This is a messenger RNA of Sorex fumeus (smoky shrew), 3725 nucleotides long. RefSeq names its product pleckstrin homology and RhoGEF domain containing G2 (gene PLEKHG2). The coding region runs from base 822 to 3725 and encodes 967 amino acids. The transcript has 19 exons. The record is from RefSeq and is a predicted model, not a curated record. NCBI's taxonomy places the organism in Eukaryota, Metazoa, Chordata, Mammalia, Eulipotyphla, Soricidae. Gene Ontology annotation, molecular function: guanyl-nucleotide exchange factor activity.